UGGCAUUCUACACGUCACAAAAAGAAAAACACACGUAAAAUUAAAUUAAAAUAAAAGAAGAGAACAAAAAUCACUUUUGAAGAAAAAAAGUAAACUUUUUUUUGUAAAAUUCCCUUUAAACAAAAACUUUUAGUUGCCUUUGUUAAAGAAACAAAAAAGAGAACAACGAAACUAAGCCACAAGCAAGAAAGAUCUAAGUUAUUCUAAAACAAACAACGAAGUUCAACCAAACCCCCCUUUUUCAAAAAAGCACCAAAAUCAUCAGCCAGCCAACAACCUUCAUAUCCACAUACCCCAAAAAAUUGUCUUUUCCUUAUUAUCAACAUACCCACUGUUCGCUUGGCAAAUAUUAAAAUCUAGAAAAGUGCUGUGGCCCACAAAGGAAGGAACUUACAGAAUCAUUAAGCAACCAUGGCGAAUACAACCUCAGCUGGACCAACAAAACAAGAGAUGGAGGCUGUUUUUAGUCGCCUAAGAUCCCAACCAGCCAAUAAGGCCUGUUUUGAUUGUGGCGCCAAAGCUCCCACAUGGGCUACAGUAACCUAUGGCGUUUUCAUAUGUAUCGAUUGUUCGGCGGUACAUCGCAGCCUGGGUGUUCAUUUGACUUUUGUGCGUUCAACUAAUUUGGAUACAAAUUGGACUUGGUUGCAAUUGCGUCAAAUGCAAGUGGGUGGCAAUGCUAAUGCAAAUGCUUUCUUUCGUCAACAUAAUUGCAAUACCACAGAUGCUCAGCAAAAGUAUAAUUCGCGUGCUGCUCAAUUAUAUCGCGAUAAAUUGACCCAAUUAGCCCAGCAGGCAAUGAAAGUGCAUGGGACGAAGCUAUUUUUGGAUGGUCCAACAGAAAAAAGCGAAAAUAAUGAUAACAACAAAGAAGUGGACUUCUUUGAUCAAUGCCAUAAUGAUAAUAAUAAGGAUGCAUUUUUCGAUAAUAACAAUGUUCAAAGCAAUACUGAAAAGCCUUCAACACCGGCUCCCACCGUCGAUAAACAACUUACUGGUGCUCCCAGCGUAGAUCUAUUAAAUUCCGUUGUUAACACACCAAGCUCGGUGACAUCCUCUAUAGGCGUACGCAAAAUACAACCGAAAAAGGGAGGGAUGGGUGCACGUAAAAUGGGUGGUGGUCUAGGUGCCACCAAAGUUAAGACCAAUUUUGCCGAAAUUGAACAACGCGCCAAUAUGGCCAAUCAGCUCAAAGAGUCUCCCAUUGUGCCUGAUAAACCCUUAACGGCCGAAGAAGAAAUUGAAUCGGUGGCCAGCAUGCGCCUGGCCUACCAGGAUUUGUCUUUAAAAAAGAACCAAGAAGAGGCAAGAUUGAAAUCAAUAGAUCCAGCCAAGGCCAAACAAAUGGAACGUUUGGGCAUGGGUUUCAAUUUGAAAGGUGCUGAUAUUUCCCAUUCCGUCUUAAGCGACAUGGAGACAAUUCAACAAGCUCCCGCACCAAAAUCCACCACAUCGUCCUCGAACAUGACAUCGUCGUCGACCAAGCUAUCUGCAUUCGAUAAUGAUAGUUUCUUCAAUGAUUACUCCACUAGCAUGUAUAGCGGCAGUGGCAAUGGAGGCUUUUCAUCAUCCUCUACAACAAAUAGUAAGGUGGAUAAACAAGAACUGGAAAUGAUGGGUUUCGAAACUAUCGAACCCAUUGGCUCAACACAUUCGAAUAUAACCUCAAUGUUUAGUGGACAUGAGAGCGAUAUGAAACCAAAAGCCAAGUCCACGACGCCAUCGGCAUCAUCGAGCAAUUAUGAGAGCAGCUAUUCGCGUAAAACGCAAGCCAGCAAAAACAAUGCCAAUAGCAGCAAUUAUGAUGAGACAUCAGCCCAAAAGAAAUUUGGCAGUGCCAAAGGUUUUGGCUCUGACCAAUUCUUCUCAGAUAGUCAGUCAAGAGAUGAUAAUUCAUCGAAUUUAUCAAGAUUCCAGGGUUCAACUUCGAUUUCCUCGGCUGAUUACUUUGGUGACGGUUCAAGUAGGGAUAAUCGAGGCUCAAGAGGUUACAAUACCGGUGUGGUUAAUUUCCAAGCCCCCGAUAUGGAUGAUGUCAAGGAAAGUGUGCGCCAGGGUGUUCAUAAAGUCGCCGGUCGUCUUAGCUCUUUGGCCAAUGAUGUUAUGUCUUCUCUGCAGGAUAAAUAUGGUUACUGAUAGUGUUUUUGUUUUGUGUUUUUUUUUUUAGUUUUUUUUAAAGUAUGUGUUUAUUAGCUUGGUUAGUUUCAAAAAACAAUUUUAAACUAUUCUAUUCCCUUUCUAACUUGCGUUACUUAUUCAGGGUUUUGUUAAUAUAGCAAAAAAAAAAAAACAUUCUAUAGCGAUUUUAUGUUUCCGUUUCUUCCAACUUUUAUAUUUCCUGUAAACACAAAAACAUACACACUCAAUUGUUUCAGUUGCUUCCAUGUCUGUUUUUAUGUGAAACAAUGUUUAUGGCUUCUUAAGCGUCUAGAUUUAAAGCAUAGAAAACACCAAUCGUUGGAGACCCCCAUAUUAUUAAUAAUAUUAAAAAAUCCAUUUCUAAAAGUGGAUUUUAUUAACAUCAUUCAUACAAUUUUAUUAAUAACUUUAUUAUAUGCUAAUGUUUAAGUUCCAUUUGAAAAAAAAAAAUACCACAACAAUCACAAAUAUCCUGUCAAUAUCUUAUAUUACGUAAAAAUAACACGAUCAUGAUGAAGAAAAUAGAAAACAUUUUAAUAAUAUUUAAAAAAGAGCACCUCUUGAAAUGUUAUGUUUAAUCGAUCUAGCAAAAAAACGAUGUAAAUGCAAAAAACAAGCCCAAUAUAUAAAUAAAAACAAAUUGAACUUCCCUUUUGAAAUAA
Messenger RNA from Stomoxys calcitrans (stable fly), 2801 nucleotides. RefSeq names its product ADP-ribosylation factor GTPase-activating protein 2 (gene ArfGAP3). The transcript has 7 exons. Gene Ontology annotation, biological process: COPI coating of Golgi vesicle. Gene Ontology annotation, molecular function: GTPase activator activity. The record is from RefSeq and is a predicted model, not a curated record. Lineage: Eukaryota; Metazoa; Arthropoda; Insecta; Diptera; Muscidae. Bases 412 to 2136 code for a protein of 574 amino acids.